CCCUCUCAGGGUCUCUUUCUCAAUCUCUCUCUCCCUCUGUCUCUCAGGUCUCUCUCUCAUACAGAUACCUCUCAGGAUCUCUCUCUUAUAGCUUCUCUCAUUCAGAUCCCUCUCAGAGUCUCUCUCGGUGCCUCUCGCAGAAAUUGUUUUAUCUUGUUCUCACUUGUCCCUUCUCUUCACAAAUUCAAAGUAUUUGAUCAAAUAUUUAUAAUUUUAUCAAUUUUAACCCAGUCUUCACUAAAAAUAAUUUAUUCUUACGUCUCUUAAACGUCUAAAAUUUGAAAAAAAGUUAAAAAAAUAAGACAAUUUUUGUUUUUUUCUAAAAAUAGUCGCCACUUUUUAAUUAAUUUGUUGUUCAAAAAAUUUGGGAAAGAAUACAUAUACUUUUUUUAUAUUUAUAUUUAUUUUACCCAACCUUUGGUCAUUAAAACUCAUGACAGUUUUGCUUUUUUUAUUAAACAAUAUUUUUUUUCAAUAUUAAAAAAAUUGAUUUCCACCCAAAGAUUGUCUCUCUCUCCACCCUAAAAAUUUAUUUUUAUUUUUUAAUUUAUUUUAAAAAUAUUUUUUAACAAGAAUUUUAAAGAAGAUGGAAUUAAAUGGAAAUAAUAAUAAUAUUUCUGUAGAAGAACAACUAGCUGAAGCUAAUCGGAAAAUUGAUGAAUUAUUAUCAGAACAAAAUAUGAAAACCCUUUCAAGCAAUGGCGAAGAAAACUGUCAAUUAUUACGCGAAGAAAUAAUUAAAAUGGAGAAGAAACUCGCAAAUGCAAACGAAGAAAAAGAAUAUUAUAAACGUCAUUUUCAUGGCGAACAAAAUGGUGGAAAUAUUGAUGGAUCACCGAAUAAUGGAAGCAAUUCAUCCAGAUUUAUUAAUUAUUAUUCGGAUGAUUUUGGUAAAGAACUUUUAUUGGCAAAUAAACGAAAAUAUCAAUUGGAAAGUAGAGUUAAACAAUUGGAAAUUGAAUUGAAGGAUGCCCAACAGAGGUCUGUUCGUCUGUCAGAACUUUUUGAAUUGGAAAAAGCACAGAAUGCGCGUUUAGAUGCAGAAUUAUUAGAAGCACACAAAGACUGUUUAGAAACUAGACAACAACUAGAUGAAGCUGUUUUACAAGGAAAUUUAUUUCCUUUAUUAAAUUCGGUUUCCUCGCAAGGAGAUGAAAUGAGAGAACGUUUGAAAAAUAUUGAAAGUGAUUAUGAACGUAAAUUACAAGAAAUGAGUGAAGCCAAAAGUAAAGUAGAAUGGAGGUUGGGGGAAGUGAUGCAAAUGUAUAAUGACACAAAAUGGCGUUUGGGGGAAGUUGAAGCAUUACUUGCCCAUAGAGAUUGGCAAUUGGAACAGGAAAAGAAAAAUUAUCAGAAAUUAUUAGAAAAUAAUUCGAAUGAUAAACCAGCAAAUUCUGAAGAAAUUCAACGUUUAAAUGACCAAUUAAUUAAAAAAACAGAAGAAAAAAAUGCUGCGGAUUGGAAAAUUGGGGAAUUGAAACAAUUAUAUAAUGACGCAAAAUGGAGGGUUGGAGAGUUAGAAGCUGAAACAAUGCAUAGAAGCACAUUACUGGAUGAGGCGCAUCAUAAAAUUGGUGAACUAGAAAGGAGGCUAGAAGGAAAUCUUCCUUUAAUUAAUGAAUGUGAAUAUUCUAAACAAUUAAGUGAAAUGGAAAAGAAAUAUCACGAUACUAAAUGGAGAUUAGGUGAAGUUGAAGCAGAAUUAAAUAAUUUAAAAAAUAGAGAACAACAAUUAAAUAAUGAAUUAUCUAAAAAUAUCGAACUAAAAUCUAAAGUAGAAUGGCGGCUAGGGGAGGUAAUGCAAUUCUUGAAUGAUGCAAAAUGGAGAAUUGGCGAAUUAGAAGCAAGCAUAGAACAUCGCAACCAACAAUUACAAGACAUUAAUGAAACACAAAAUGAGUUAAACUCUUUUAAAACUCUUGGAGGUAUUAAUGGAGCUUUAAUUAUUAAAAGACAGCCACGCAACGAUAGACAUAAAUGGACACUUUUGACUAUUGAAAAUUCUUUAAAAAUGCCUCUACAAAAAAUUCUUUUGGAGACAAAUUCUAAUGGAGAUGGAGAUAUUUUUCUAAUUGGUAGUUUUCUAAAUUGGGAAUGUGCUUUAAUUUGUGAUUCAAUAAAUGGAAAGCCAAACAAAAAAGGUGUUUUGUUAGAAUUACCCAAAGGGAGGCACGAAUUUUGUUUUAUUUGUGAAGGUAAAUGGUAUACAGAAAGUUUAUAUGAGGAUUGUUGGAAUGAAUUUGGAACUAAAAAUAAUUGGAUUAUUAUUAAUUAA
Molecule: messenger RNA, 2275 nt
Organism: Meloidogyne enterolobii
Lineage: Eukaryota; Metazoa; Nematoda; Chromadorea; Rhabditida; Meloidogynidae
Source: the annotation of a GenBank genome assembly